Vicugna pacos (alpaca) is the source of this 4610-nucleotide messenger RNA. It is a transcript of the gene HELLS, whose product is annotated as helicase, lymphoid specific. Gene Ontology annotation, molecular function: ATP binding; chromatin binding. Gene Ontology annotation, biological process: DNA methylation-dependent constitutive heterochromatin formation; lymphocyte proliferation; pericentric heterochromatin formation. Gene Ontology annotation, cellular component: pericentric heterochromatin; nucleus. The record is from RefSeq and is a predicted model, not a curated record. NCBI's taxonomy places the organism in Eukaryota, Metazoa, Chordata, Mammalia, Artiodactyla, Camelidae.
AGGAAACUGAACCCUCCGCGGUAGUCAGGCUCGCUCGGUAUCACAGAGCCAGUUAAAAGCUGACUUCUUCAACAGAACCCAUUUUUCCCAAGAACGAGGUCGACGCAAAAGCUCACCGUCGCUCAAGUGGGUUCCGACGGAAACCGAACUUCACCAAAUCUCGCCCCUCCGGGACUCGGGGGCGUGGUAGGGAGCACGAAGUAUCGCGAGAUGACGGCGUUUUCCCGCGAAGGAGAAGCGCGCGUUUUUCUCUGGUCGCUCACUUGGCCGGGAGACUGGGACCGGCAGCGGCUGUGAGGAAUUAGCGGGUGGUGUUGAGGGACUGAGAGGAGGGUACACGGCUCCGGAGUGUGUGUCCAGCCAUGCCAGCGCAGCGGCCCGCGAGUAGCGGCGGGUCCCUCGCUCCAGAUAUGGUUGAACAGUCGAAGACGGCCGUGAUUACCCCAGCCAUGCUAGAAGAGGAAGAACAGCUUGAGGCUGCUGGGCUGGAGAAAGAGCGGAAGAUGCUAGAAAAGGCUCGCAUGUCUUGGGAUAGAGAGUCAAUGGACAUUCGAUAUCGUAGACUUCAACAUUUGCUUGAAAAAAGCAAUAUCUACUCCAAAUUUUUAUUGACUAAAAUGGAACAGCAACAAUUAGAGGAACAGAAGAAGAAAGAGAAAUUGGAGAGAAAAAAGGAAUCUUUAAAAGUUACUAAGGGUAAAAAUUCCAUGGGUGUAAGUGAGGAGAAUACAGUUAUGAGAAAGAAAAGAGGAAGAGAAGAUGAAUCAUACAAUAUUUCAGAGGUCAUGUCAAAAGAGGAAAUUUUAUCUGUGGCUAAGAAAAGUAAAAAGGAGAAUGAGAAUGAAAGCUCCUCUUCUAAUCUCUGUGUAGAAGAUCUUCAGAAAAACAAGGAUUCAAAUAGCAUAAUUAAAGAUAGAUUAUCUCAAACGGUUAGGCAAAAUACUAAAUUCUUUUUUGACCCAGUUCGGAAAUGUAAUGGACAGCCAGUACCCUUUCAGCAACCAAAACACUUCACGGGAGGAGUGAUGCGAUGGUACCAAGUGGAAGGCAUGGAAUGGCUCAGGAUGCUUUGGGAAAAUGGAAUUAAUGGCAUUUUAGCAGAUGAAAUGGGAUUGGGAAAGACAGUUCAGUGCAUUGCUACAAUUGCACUGAUGAUUCAGAGAGGAGUACCUGGACCAUUCCUCGUCUGUGGCCCUUUAUCUACACUUCCUAACUGGAUGGCUGAAUUCCAAAGAUUUACACCAGAAAUUCCUACUAUGUUAUAUCAUGGGGCCCAGCAAGAACGUCGAAAAUUGGUAAAGCAUAUUCACAAACGGAAAGGGACUCUGCAGAUUCAUCCUGUUGUGAUCACUUCAUUUGAAAUAGCCAUGAGAGACCGAAAUGCAUUACAGCAUUGCUAUUGGAAAUACUUAAUAGUAGAUGAAGGACACAGGAUUAAGAACAUGAAGUGCCGUCUGAUCAGGGAGUUGAAACGAUUCAAUGCGGAUAACAAACUUCUUUUGACUGGUACUCCUCUACAAAACAAUUUAUCAGAGCUUUGGUCAUUACUAAACUUUUUGUUGCCAGAUGUCUUUGAUGACUUGAAAAGCUUUGAAUCUUGGUUUGAUAUCACUAGUCUUUCUGAAACUGCUGAAGAUAUUAUUGCUAAAGAAAGAGAACAGAAUGUACUGCACAUGCUGCACCAGAUUUUAACACCUUUCUUACUGAGAAGACUGAAAUCUGAUGUUGCUCUUGAAGUUCCUCCUAAACGAGAAGUAGUUGUUUAUGCACCACUUGCAAAGAAACAGGAGAUCUUUUAUACAGCCAUUGUGAACCGUACAAUUGCAAACAUGUUUGGAUCCAGUGAGAAAGAAACGGUUGAGCUAAGUGCCACCGGACGACCAAAACGGCGAACUCGAAAGUCAAUAAAUUACAGCGAAAUAGAUGAUUUCCCUAAUGAACUGGAAAAAUUGAUCAGUCAAAUACAGCCAGAGGUAGACCGAGAAAGAGCUGUUGUGGAAACAAAUAUCCCUAUAGAAUCUGAAGUUAAUCUGAAACUGCAGAACAUAAUGAUGCUCCUUCGUAAAUGCUGUAAUCAUCCAUAUUUGAUUGAGUACCCUAUAGACCCAGUCACGCAAGAGUUUAAGAUUGAUGAAGAACUGGUAACAAAUUCUGGGAAAUUCUUAAUUUUGGAUCGAAUGCUACCAGAACUAAAAACCAGAGGUCACAAGGUGCUGCUUUUUUCACAAAUGACAAGAAUGUUGGACAUUUUGAUGGAUUAUUGUCACUUUAGAAAUUUCAACUUCAGCAGGCUUGAUGGAUCUAUGUCUUAUUCAGAGAGAGAGAAAAAUAUGCACAACUUCAACACAGAUCCAGAUGUGUUUAUCUUUUUAGUGAGCACACGAGCUGGUGGCCUGGGCAUUAAUUUGACUGCAGCAGAUACUGUUAUCAUUUAUGAUAGUGAUUGGAAUCCCCAGUCUGAUCUUCAGGCCCAGGACAGAUGUCAUAGAAUUGGUCAGACAAAGCCAGUUGUUGUAUAUCGUCUUGUCACAGCAAAUACUAUUGAUCAGAAAAUUGUGGAAAGAGCAGCUGCUAAAAGAAAACUGGAAAAGUUGAUCAUCCACAAAAAUCAUUUCAAAGGUGGUCAAUCUGGAUUAAAUCAGUCUAAGAACUUUUUAGACCCUAAGGAAUUAAUGGAAUUAUUAAAAUCUAGAGAUUAUGAAAGGGAAGUAAAAGGAUCAAGGGAGAAAGUCAUUAGCGAUAAAGACCUGGAGUUGUUAUUAGAUCGAAGUGAUCUCAUUGAUCAAAUGAAUGCCUCGGGACCAGUUAAAGAGAAGAUGGGGAUUUUCAAGAUACUAGAAAAUUCUGAAGAUGCCAGUCCUGAAUGUUUGUUUUAAAUUGGAGGGGAAGAAUGUCUUCAAAGUUCUUGUUUACAUCUAGUGAUUUACCUGCAUUGGUGUUAAAAGCCAGAUUUUUCACUCUACUUUUUUGAUUAUAUCAGUUUACACAAUAACUUGUACCAUUGCAUACUUUUCUGAAAGAACAAAGACAUAUUCAUAGUAAGUUUAGAUUUUUCAGUUGAUUUUUCAGACUUCGUAGUACUCUUGGGUACAGGCUGAUGUGUUCUUAACCACUGUCAGAUUUAUACAGUCUUCCUGUGGAAGUUUAAUGUCUUUCCCCCACCCCUCUUUUAGCAGUUACAGUUCAUGGGUUUUUGGUACUUCAUUUAUGGAGUAGGCUUUUGAUGGGGGAAAGAUUGGGAUUAUACUCUCUUUUGUUUAAAUAAGAAAUGGUUUGAUUUAGGGUCUAUUUCUAUAAAAGUUUGCCAAAUAAAUGUUUAUUAUAAGAUGAUCUUCAAAUUAUUUUUUUCAGAAAAUAAUGGCUCAGGUGAAAUAAUAGCAAAAGUCUUGACGGGCACUGCGAUUCAACGUUAUUAUGGUGACUCAGCUUCAUUCAUUACUACUAUACACAUAUGCCGUAAGAUUUCAGCUACACAUUGGGUUAAUGUAGAGAAGGCUCUGGGAGAAAUUGUAGGUUCUUGACAAAAGACCAAAAAUUGGAAGUGGCCGUGUAUCAUGAAAAAUAAGAGAAGAGACCCCAAGUAUUUAUAGCAGGAAGGGGUAAAAAUAAGACUUAGGAAUAUAAGCAAUCAACAUCCAUAUUAGAGGAGCUUAAAGGCCAGAAUGGGAACAGUUUAGACCCUGUGUGUACAAGAUUAAGGAAGAGAAAUACUGAAUGAUCCCUGAACCAUACGUACAUUUUUGUGUAAGUUGUUUAUCUCAUAGGAAAAUGUUAUUCUUGCCACCAUGUAUGUUCAAAUGUAGAUCAGAUUCUCUCUGCCUUAGUGUAAUGGAACCUGGGAAUCAGAAUAAAAACUUUUUUGAGAAAAUAAUCAGCAAAAGGAAAGAACAGGCUACAGCAUGGGUAUUUUUUUUUAAGUGGAAGUGUUCAUCAGGCACACAGUCAUGCUGAAGAAUCAGUGACCUUGGUUGCUUGGUAGUCAUACUGUUUUCCUACUCUGUUCUCUCAUAUUUGGCUCAAAUGAUUAUUUCAUGGGUUUAUCUCUGUCCUCACAUUUCUAAUACUUCUCCCUCUCACCUUGCUCCCUGUCUACACUGAAAGUAAAAACGAUUAGAAAAGAACUAAGAGUUGCCACCACCAGCAUCUGUGCCCAUCCAUCCUCUUUCUCUGUUAGUAUGAAUGUAGUCUGUCCCAGUUAGAGCCAACAGAAAUGCCUUUUUUUUUUUAUAGUAAACUCCUUGAAAAGUUGUCUGUAUUAACUAUUGAAUUGUUUCUCUUCAGUUUUUUUCCUGAACCCAUUCCAAUCAUUUUUAUCCCUGUCACUCCACUGGAACUGUUCUUACCAAGGUCCCCAGUGACCUCUGUAGCUUCACUUACUUGGCCUUUCAGCAGCAUUUCAUACAGUUUAAUUUCCACUAAACAAUUUCUUUAGUUUGCUGGAUUUUUCCACAAACAGGUUUGUCUGGUUUCCCUUCCUACUUCUCUUUCUCAGUCUCCUUUGCUAUUUCUUAGUCUUUGACCCCUAAACAUUAUGUUCAAACUAGGGCUUCAGGCUCCCUUGAUGUCUUACCUUGGUGCUUUAAAUACCAAGUAUAUAUUAAAUUAAAUAC